This is a messenger RNA of Pecten maximus, 713 nucleotides long. RefSeq names its product translocon-associated protein subunit beta-like. The coding region runs from base 87 to 659 and encodes 190 amino acids. Lineage: Eukaryota; Metazoa; Mollusca; Bivalvia; Pectinida; Pectinidae. The transcript is spliced from 6 exons. The record is from RefSeq and is a predicted model, not a curated record. Gene Ontology annotation, cellular component: membrane; endoplasmic reticulum.
AAAGAUUAUUUACCGCGACACGUAUCGCCCCCAAAAGCACCAAUGCGCUGAAUCGAACUUCCAACUUCCUUUUCCGCCUUGGGUUGAUGCCGGUUAGCAAGAUGAAGCUUUGGUUGGCAGUGCUUGCUGCUUUUUGUUCGGUCCUGUGCUGUAAUGGGGACAACGCUCGAUUGUUAGCGUCUAAGAACAUAUUGAACCAAUAUUUGGUUGAAGGCAGGGAUCUCACAGUGCAAUACAGCAUUUAUAAUACUGGAGGAAGUGCUGCCCUGGACGUCAACUUGAAGGAUGAUGGGUUCCCAGAGGCUGACUUUGAGGUUGUCCGUGGUAACCUGAAUGUUCGCUGGGAGAGAAUUGCUCCUGGCACCAAUGUGACACAUUCCGUCAUCCUUAGACCUCUUCAAUAUGGCUACUUCAACUUCACCUCUGGUGAGGUCAGCUACAAGGACUCUGAAGAUGCUAAAGAGGCUGUGUUUGGAUAUACCAGUGCACCUGGAGAGGGCGGUAUUGUUAACAGCAAAGAAUACGACAGACGUUUCUCCCCUCAUGUUCUGGACUGGUGCGUGUUUGCUGUAAUGACACUUCCAUCACUGGUUAUUCCAUUCCUACUCUUUUAUAGAAGCAAAAGUCGAUAUGAUCAGCCCAAGACGAAGAAAAAUUAAAUUAUGUACAUCAUAUUUUCAUUUUUUUUUUUAAUAAAAUAUUUUUAAAAAAUG